Molecule: messenger RNA, 882 nt
Organism: Spodoptera exigua (beet armyworm)
Lineage: Eukaryota; Metazoa; Arthropoda; Insecta; Lepidoptera; Noctuidae
Source: the annotation of a GenBank genome assembly
GAUCAUCCAAAUAUCGUGCUGUAAAGUCGCUUACAAUGUUCGCUAAUAAAGUGGUACUUGUAACAGGAGGUAGCUCCGGUAUCGGUGCAGCUGCAGUGAAAUUGUUCGCUAAAGAAGGUGCGUCUGUAGCCUUCGUGGGAAGAAAUGAAGCUAAGCUGAAGGAAGUGGCGAGCCGCUGCCAGGAGCACGGAGCCAACGUCCUGGUCAUCAGAGCAGAUGUCUCCAAAGAAGAGGAAGCAAACACCAUCGUACAGCAAACUGUCGACAAGUUUGGGAAACUGGAUGUACUCGUCAACAACGCUGGGAUAGUGCGAUAUGCGAGUAUAUUGGAGCCUAACUUAUUGACGAGAUUCGAUGAAGUGAUGAAUACAAAUUUGCGUUCAGUCGUUCAUCUUACUAACUUGGCGGGUCCACAUCUUGUGAAAACUAAAGGCAAUAUUGUCAAUAUCUCUAGCGUGGUGUCCACGUCCAUCAAGGUUCCAGGGGUAAUGUGUUACAGUGUUUCCAAAGCUGCUUUGGACCAUUUCACAAGAGCUGCAGCAUUGGAGCUAGCUCCUUCUGGAGUAAGAGUAAAUGCUGUUAAUCCUGGACCAGUUAUAACAGACAUUUUACCAAAUUCUGGCUUAUCUGAAGAACAAGUUCGCAACACAAAUCCUGCGGCUAUGACUGCUGUAGGCAGAUCUUCAGACGCUGAUGAGAUUGCUGAUUUAAUUCUGUAUCUAGCCAGUGACAAGGCUAAGAGUGUCACAGGGUCGUGUUAUGUUAUUGACAAUGGUUAUUUGUUGAAAUAAGGAGAUUAAAUAACAAUAUAUUGUACAAAUACCAGUAGACUAAGACCAACUUACUCUAUACCACCUUUCUCCAUAUUUUAGACCUUAUGGC